CACGCAGCGGGGGCCGCAGAGCAGGGACCGAAAGCCCGGCCGGCCUGGACCGAGGACGAGGACGGGGACGGGGACCCACCGGGCACCGCUGCCCUCCUUGGCCGCUCCGCCUGCGGGCCUCGCUGCUUCCCCGCCGCGGCCUCGCAAUCGCUCCGGCUCGGGCGCUUCGGGCUCUGCUCGUCGCCGCCGCCGCCUCAGCAGGUGGCCCGCAGGAAUCGGGGCCAGCAGCCCGGACACCAUCCUUUCUGGCGCUCAUCCCUUCUCCAAGGCUACUGGUGCUCCCGUCGCCUGGCUCCUGACUGCCCGCAGCCCGCGCUCUGCACGGCUUCACAGACCUGCGUCGGCAAUGGGGCAUGAGGAGCUGUGGGUGCAACCAGCCUUGGAGAUGCCGAAGAGACGGGACAUCCUGGCCAUCGUCCUCAUCAUCCUUCCUUGGACGCUGCUCAUCACUGUGUGGCACCAGAGCACCAUCGCCCCACUGCUGGCUGGGCACAAGGGUGAUGCUGGAGACUCCCGGCGCGACAUGCCCUUGGGUGCCGACCCCAGGGAGUACUGCAUGUCAGACCGGGACAUCGUGGAGGUGGUGCGCACCGAAUAUGUGUACACGCGGCCACCGCCCUGGUCAGACACGCUGCCCACGAUCCACGUGGUGACGCCCACCUACAGCCGCCCCGUGCAGAAGGCAGAGCUGACCCGCCUGGCGCACACGUUGCUGCAUGUACCCAACCUGCACUGGCUGGUGGUGGAGGACGCACCGCGACGCACUGCGCUGACCUCGCGCCUGCUGCGGGACACGGGCCUCAACUACACACACCUGCACGUGGAGACACCGCGCAACUACAAACUGCACGGGGACACACACGACCCACGCAUCCCGCGCGGCACCAUGCAACGCAACCUGGCGCUUCGCUGGCUGCGGGAGACCUUCCCACGCAACGCCAGCCAGCCUGGUGUGGUGUACUUCGCGGAUGAUGAUAAUACCUACAGCCUGGAGCUCUUCGAGGAGAUGCGCAGCACCCGCAGGGUGUCGGUGUGGCCAGUGGCCUUUGUUGGCGGCCUUCGGUUCGAGGCCCCGCAGGUGAACGGGGCCGGGAAGGUGGUCGGCUGGAAGACGGUGUUCGACCCUCACCGGCCAUUCGCCAUCGACAUGGCGGGGUUUGCAGUGAACCUGAGGCUGAUCCUGCAGCGCAGCCAGGCCUACUUCAAGCUGCGCGGUGUGAAGGGCGGCUACCAGGAGAGCAGCCUGCUCAGGGAUCUAGUGACCCUCAACGACCUGGAGCCCAAAGCUGCCAACUGCACCAAGGCCUUGCUUCCUGGCCUCACCCUGCCCCGAAGUGGACACCUUCUGGAACUGCCAUCAGUCACAUUUCCUGUCCUGGGAGUUUCCAAGUUCCACCCCAGCACUGCGUGGCCACAGAGCACCAAUGGAUGUGGGCCUUGCAGAAAUAAAAUAAAAUAAAAACAAAAUGUCCCAGAAAAA
Suncus etruscus (white-toothed pygmy shrew) is the source of this 1480-nucleotide messenger RNA. RefSeq names its product beta-1,3-glucuronyltransferase 1 (gene B3GAT1). The transcript is spliced from 6 exons. The record is from RefSeq and is a predicted model, not a curated record. Lineage: Eukaryota; Metazoa; Chordata; Mammalia; Eulipotyphla; Soricidae. Gene Ontology annotation, biological process: carbohydrate metabolic process; chondroitin sulfate proteoglycan biosynthetic process. Gene Ontology annotation, molecular function: galactosylgalactosylxylosylprotein 3-beta-glucuronosyltransferase activity. The coding region runs from base 347 to 1459 and encodes 370 amino acids. Gene Ontology annotation, cellular component: Golgi membrane.